Molecule: messenger RNA, 713 nt
Organism: Phycomyces blakesleeanus NRRL 1555(-)
Lineage: Eukaryota; Fungi; Mucoromycota; Mucoromycetes; Mucorales; Phycomycetaceae
Exons: 1
Coding region: 294-617 (107 amino acids)
Source: RefSeq, a predicted model, not a curated record
AAUAAAAAAGUAUUUUUAUUCUUAUCUGAAAACUAUUCAUAAACUUGAUAAUCCCCCAGUGGUAUUGAUUAGGCGACUUAGUUAAAGGUGCCAGAAAAAGAAAUCAGAUCGAGACUUGACAAUUGGUAGCUGAAUAAGCGAUUUCUCUUACCAGAAAAGCGCCCACUUUACUGACGCUCAAAUGAAAAAAUAAAAAGAAAAUAAAAAAUAAACUUGAAAUUGAAGAAUGAGUUCAUACCUUGCUUGCUGUACUGUACCCCAUAUUCCUGAAAAACAGUGUAUCCGUUCUACUCAUGCUCAUGUCGCUUUUUGGGAUACUCAAGGCAGAAACAUCGUUUUCAAAUUUUCUAGUGUAUAUGUUUCUACACUCCCUGCUCCAGAGUAUCCCAGUUUACGUACCUGCUCCAAACUCUUUACCCAUGAGUGAUACACAUGUCCCUGUUGACCAUGCUGACCAUGCUGACCAUGCUGACCAUGCUGAUCCUGGUGCCAUGAAUAUACCCGAGUUAAUUGUCACCUUCACUACUGCUCUUCAUGACUCGCAGCUACCUUCUCUUUAUGCUGCCCCAAUUUCUGCGCACAUCAAUAUUUCCCUGUUUAUGUCUGUCCGUAUAUAACGCCCAGACUUUUAUCGCAGUGCUCGUUCUUUCAACAAUAUUUAUGGCUGGGUUUGUUCUGUGGAACGUUUUGCUGAACUACAUCGCAUAGAAUAU